GAGAAACGAAACUGAAACUUUGCAGCCCCGUCUCUGGGACAGGACGCGCCUUUGCUCUGUCCUGGCUGCACACAGUCCCUGAUUCCCCCACUCGAUCCAGACGAGGACUGCCAUGGCUUCCAGUAACUGCCCGUCGUCCCCGCUACUGGUGCGGCUGCCGAAGUCCAUCCCCUGGGCGCACAGGAAGCUAGAGAAAUACUUCCAGAGCCGGGCCUCGGGUGGCGGGGAGUGCACUGUCCAGCCCGUGGGCCCCAACGCCCCCGACACCUUCGAGGUGAAGUUCCUAGAAAGGGCAGCUAAGGAGGGAGUACUGAAAAAGAGAGAGCACAAGAUGUUGAUUGAUGACAAACCUGUGACCAUUUUCCUGGAAACCAUUAAAAAGCCAGUGGAGGACCUGAGACCCAGAUCUCCAUCUUUGACACAGUCACCAGAUGAGACUCCAAGCUCUAGACCUCUAUCUUUGACACAGUCAACAUCUGAGACACCAAGCUCCAGACCUCCAUCUUUGACACAGUCUCUGGAUGAACCACUGUCUGAUGAAGAGUCUGCUUCUAACUCUGUUGACUCUGUUGUCCAAAAGGUCUUUCUUGCUGUGACCGCUGAGCUGAACUGUGAACUGCUUUCUAAAGAGCAGAGGGCACGCAUAGCCACUGUCUACCCUGGUGUCAGAAGUGUGGAGGGUAAAGACGGAAUUGCGAAGGUGUGUGGCAACUUCAAAGAUAUUGAGAAGAUUCAUCAUUUCUUGAGUGGGCAGCUUUUGGAAAGUGAGCAGAAACAGAAGUACCCUCCACAAAACUACCCCACUUCUGAUGUGGAGAGAGAGCCUCCCAAAGACUCAGGCAGGGGCUUUUCCUCCUCAGAACCAAAAGCCAGAUUACAAGAUGCUUUUGAAGUUCCCGUGCUUUUCCUUGAAUAUUUCAGACAUGCUUGUCCUGGUAGAAUAGAGUCCAUAGAGAAAAAAUUUGGUGUAAACAUUCAAGUCGGAGAUAGUACUCCCAAUAUGGUCUCUGUAGUCUUCACCACUAGCCAAUCGGGCAACAUAGAAGCAGCCCGUGAGUCUUUUGUCAGAGACUUUCAGGAAUGUACCCAAUCUCUGAAGCAAGAUUGUGUCUCUAUAGAGGACCCUCAGAUAGCAAAGGAACUCAGACGAGAGUUGAAUCGCUGCUUCCCAAAGCUCCUGAUAAAAGGACAAGAAAGAACGCUAACUCUCCUAGGCUCUCAAGCUGACAUUUCAGCCGCCACAGAAAAAGUCUCCCAAACUUCCAUCAAGACGCCUGUGAAAAUAAUGGCGUCUGGUUACAAGGCAGGGAUUGACGUUGACUCCACACACUUCAACCUUCUAAAACCUGAAUUGCUCCAGGAAAUCUCGGAGAUAGAGAGCAAGUACAACACUUCCGGGAAAGUCCAGGAGAAAAGCCAGAAAACCUGCAUUCAGUUUGACCCCAAGGAUAAGGAGAUCGACCUGUCCGUGCACUCUUAUGCAAGCUUCACUGAUGCCUUCCAACAUGCCACGUGCCAGCUAAGGACAGAAGUCCUGUCACUGAAACAUUUGGGCAAGGGGAAAGCUCACUUACACAAGACCAAGUUUGUCGAUGACUUAAAAAAAAAGCACCCAAAUGUACACUUUGUGAUAUCUCGAGAGUCGAUGACUUUGAUUGGUUUGCCGAACCAGCUUGCACAGGCAAAGCACUAUGUCUUCAAAAGAAUGGGACUGUCCCCAUCGUCUGGAGAGAAAUUAAAUGUGGAUGAUGAGACACCCAUGGAUAUUGAUGAAAAUGAUUCAAAUGCGGCUGUACCUACUCUCAGAGGCUCUGCUGAUAGCUCUGGGGCCUUGAAGGCAAAUGAGACUGAAGACUACUGUGUCAUCUGCAUGGAUACCAUUAGAAACAAGCGUGUGCUGUCUAAGUGCAAGCAUGAAUUCUGUACUUCUUGUAUCACCAAAGCCAUGUCAUUGAAACCUGUCUGUCCUGUGUGUCAGACUUCCUAUGGUAUCCAGAGAGGGAACCAGCCAGAUGGAGGAACCAUGACUUCUGACACUUUAAGACAGUCACUUCCUGGUUAUGAAGACUGUGGCACAAUUGUGAUUCGCUAUGAUAUAAAAAGUGGCAUCCAAACAAAUGAGCACCCAAACCCAGGAAAGCCCUAUCCUGGAACACAUAGAUCUGCAUACUUGCCUGAUAAUAAGGAGGGAAGAGAAGUCUUGGAUCUGCUCCGAGAAGCCUUUCGAAAGAAGCUGAUUUUCACAAUAGGAAAUUCUCGAGUAACAGGAGCCUCAGACGUCAUUACAUGGAAUGAUAUCCAUCACAAAACAUCCACGUUUGGAGGACCAGAAAAUUUUGGCUACCCUGAUCCUGAUUACCUGAAACGUGUCAAGGAAGAGCUGAAAGCAAAAGGAAUUGAGUAGUAAAAGUGCUGUGAAGACGCAUAUUCACUUUCAAAAGAAGUGUGUGUAUUAGUACCGGCCUAAAUCUUUUUGUAGAAAAACUGUAGCAUUUUUCGAUGCUAAGUAGAUGUAGUUUCUAUAAAAGCAGAAGUCUGCUUGCCAGUCAUUUCUAGAGUGUUACUUUUUAAUGGAAGACAAAAUAUAAAGGGCAUGCAUGGGCUAGGGAGACUGUAAAGUGUGAAGACCUGCAGCAGCCAUGUAAAAGUUGGUGUGAUGGUAUAUGUUUAUAAUCUUAGUACUGGUGAGUGGAGACAGGAUUCCUGGAGCCUACUGGCUAGUUAGUCUAGCCAAAACCAAACACAUGAGCUCCAGGUUCACUGAGAGACCUUGUCCCAAGAAAUCAGGUGGCACAUGCCUUUAAUGCCAGUACUUGGGAGGCAGAGACAGGCAAUCUCUGGGAGUUCUAGGCCAGCCUGGUCUACAUAGCCCAAGUUCCAGGACAUCCAGGGCUACAUAGUGAGACUCUAUCUCAAAGCAAAUGAAACAAAUAUUAGGUGGACAGAAAUAAAGACAUCUAACAUCACCCUCUGAUCUCCAUAUGCACCUAUACACAUGUGUACACACAGAGAGAGAGACACAAAGAGAAAUUUUAGAAAAGAAAAAGAUAAAGGAUUUCAAAUUUUCUUGAGGAAAUCUGAUGGCGUGCUGACUGGCAUGAAAUCAUCUUCCGUAUCUUUCACUUGAACCACUGGCAACUAACUGAACCUCUCUUGCUUGAGACAGGAUCUCUCUGUGUAGCUCUUGAAUUUGCUUUGUGGACUGUAUUGAUCUUGAAUUUAGAUCUGCCUGCAUCAGCCUCCUGAGUUCUGGGGUUAAAGAUAUGUGCUGCAUGCCUGGUUUUAUUUGUUUGUUUGGGGUUUUUUGUUGUUGCUUUUUGUUUUUGGUUGGUUUAAUUUUGGUGUUGGGACUUAAACCGAAGGCUACUAAGUUCCAUCCCAAGACCUGUGAUCCUGUUCCAUGGCCAUCUCUCUAGUAGUACAUUAGUUGUUUGGUUUUUAAUCUCUGUCUGGACAAGUAAAGCCUUUGUGUAAAUGGGAAAGUGAAACCCUUGUGUAAACUGGAAGUUUAAAAACAGAAUUGAAUGGAAAAAAAAACACACUUCCCUUCCUACCCACAGAAACAUGUCCAGGAGGUCAGGCAACUUUUGAUAAUAAGUAGAACAAGAAGAGUCUUAUUGUUCAGGACACAGAGCCUAGUAGACAGUGAUGCUUAAUGUGUGUUUGUUGUCUGAUUCAGGUUGCUAGUAUCUCAACAGAGGGAUGAGCAUAUGAAGAAAAUAUGCUCCUCAAAUCUUUGGCCAAAGGGGAACUGGAGACUUUGGCAUUCUUUAGAAAAUAGUUUCUUACCCCAACACGUAUUGGUUGGACUCUGACCAGGUCAUUCUUGUGUGCUCUGAUCUUCGCUGGUCCUUGGAACCUGCCCUAAAGGGUGCACUUGCCCUGCCACAGACCUGCAACAUGUUUUCAUAUUUUACCCCCACAUGUUAUGUCAUGCUUUUUUAAUAUGUCUGUUUCAAAUAUUAACAGAUAAAUAACCUGGCCUUAGUUUAA
Messenger RNA from Cricetulus griseus (Chinese hamster), 3993 nucleotides. NCBI's taxonomy places the organism in Eukaryota, Metazoa, Chordata, Mammalia, Rodentia, Cricetidae. The record is from RefSeq and is a predicted model, not a curated record.